Messenger RNA from Colletotrichum graminicola M1.001, 1617 nucleotides. RefSeq names its product carboxypeptidase. Bases 1 to 1617 code for a protein of 538 amino acids. Gene Ontology annotation, molecular function: zinc ion binding; metallocarboxypeptidase activity. Lineage: Eukaryota; Fungi; Ascomycota; Sordariomycetes; Glomerellales; Glomerellaceae. Gene Ontology annotation, biological process: proteolysis. The transcript is spliced from 2 exons. The record is from RefSeq and is a predicted model, not a curated record.
AUGGUGACCACAUCUCGUCUGGGCCUGCUCGGUCUGUGUCUCCUGGCGUCUGCUCAGGCAGCCAAGUACGGUUACAACAAUGUCCAAGUUCGCAAGGAUAGCGAAAUCGUGGCCGCGAACUUCAAGGAUGUUGAGGAUGUCGAGUUGCUUUCACCUGCGUUCUUGACUCCAGAAACGAUUCCCGAGGGCUUUUUAGACGGCACCAAGGGCCCGACGGACGAUGAUCUCCUCGACACCUUUGUUCAGGGUCUGGCCGACAAGAACGAGUGGAUGACCUACAACAAGGCCAAUUUCACCUCCGAGGAGGGCCGUCCGUUCCCCUACCUCUAUCUCUCUUCCACUAAGUUGUCCCGCAGGGCCUCCAGCUCGACUAGCAAGGUCCGCGUCUGGAUUCAAGGUGCCGUGCAUGGCAACGAGCCCGCUGGCGACCAGUCCCUGCUUGCCCUGCUCGGCGCCCUGGAUGCGAACCAGACAUGGGCUGCCUCCCUCUUUGAGAAGCUCGACAUCGUUAUUCUGCCGCGCUACAACCCCGACGGCGUGUUUUACUUCCAGCGCACGUUGGCCACCAACUACGACCCGAACCGCGACCACGUGAAACUCGCCCGGAAGCAAACCCGGGACAUCAAGACUCUGUUCGGCAAGUUCAACCCCCACGUCGCCGUCGACAUGCACGAGUACAGCGCGCCUACCCGCUUUGGAGACUACCGCCACGCUGCUGACGGCCUCUUCUCCGCCGCCAAGAACCUCAACAUCCACCCGGACAUCCGCGCGCUGUCCGAAGAACUCUUCGCCAAGAACAUUGGCUCGGCCAUGGAGUCCCGGGGCUUGCGCUGGGAACCCUACGUGACGGGAGGCUCAAGCGCUGACCCAGCCUUCAAGCCUACCUUCGCUGAAGCCGGCUCCGAUGCCAAGAUCGGCCGAAACGCCAUGGGUCUCACGCAGUGCGUGACCUUCCUCAUCGAGAUGCGCGGCAUCUAUCUCGCCGACCAGGAGUUCCAGCGCCGCACCGUCGCCGGCCUGACGAUGGCCACGAGCGUUCUGCAGACUGCGGCCGACAACGCCGAGAAGGUGUACACAACCGUUGAGUCCUCCAUCGCCGACUUCAAGUCCUCGGACUCGGAGAUUAUCGUCACAGACUCCUCGGCCGUGAUCCAGCGCACCUUCACCAUGGUCAACGCCAACAACGGCUCCAUCACGCAGGUGCCGAUAAACUUCCUCUCCACGACGCCCGUCAAGGCGAACAUGACCCGCGCUCGCCCGGCGGCGUACCUCAUCCCCGCCGCUUGGGCUGACCUGGUCGAGCGUCUGAGAGUCUCCGGCCUGGAGGCGCAGACGCUUAUCGAGCCGUACAAGGGCACCGUUGAGGCCUACAGUAUCGAAUCCGCCGUCUUGGAGACGGGCUACUACGAGGGCGUCGUCCGCGCCGACGUCACGACCUCGACGCUCACCAAGGAGGUGAACCUGCCAGCCGGCAGCUUCCUCGUCAGCACGAAGCAGAAGAACGCUGCGCUUGCGUUCGUAGCGCUGGAGCCGGAGAAUAUCGACUCGUAUGCCAGCUUCAACAUUGUGCCCGUAAAGGAGGGCGACGAGUACCCGAUCUAUAGAGUCUUGACUUGA